AUGAGCGAACACAGCCCGACGCGACCCGCAAUAGAGCCCCGGCGGGCAAGCGAAUCGGUGGCGGACAAUGGCACCAGGACAGCCGAGGAACGGGGAAGGGAGCGGCAGAGCACAAGCGGCACAAGAGCCCGCAGUACCGGUGCUAACAGGCAGCUCGCGCGGCAACCUCCUGCAUCGGCCCGGCAUGUUGUUCGAGGAGUGGAUGAGGCAGUGGCGCCGACGCAGCAUCCACAGGACCGUAAAGGCGCCCCGGCAGUCAGGUUGGACAUGGACCUGGACGUUGAAAUCGACCUCAAGGCCAAAAUACGUGGAGACCUCGAGCUGUCUAUAUUGGACUCGGAGCAAACGCCGCGGUGA
Molecule: messenger RNA, 357 nt
Organism: Chaetomium strumarium
Lineage: Eukaryota; Fungi; Ascomycota; Sordariomycetes; Sordariales; Chaetomiaceae
Exons: 2
Coding region: 1-357 (118 amino acids)
Source: RefSeq, a predicted model, not a curated record